CAAUACACACAAUCCUCAGUGUGGAGAGCCCUUACUGGAGGACACAAAUCUUGUAGCAGUCACAGACUGCUCUCAGCUCUCUCUACACGUCCACACUGAACCUUCCGGCAUCUUUACACGCAUAUCAGGAUCUUUGUCUCCAGGUGCUGAAUUCUGUGGAGGGGUCCGUAUGGAGGCUCUUUCACAGGGACACACUGUUGUUACAAUCACAGUUGUAACGGAGGCAUGCAACAUCAGUGAGACGACAACACUGGUGGCCUACAGCCCUCUUAAAUCGCUUGCUUCUGAGGUUCUUCUCUCAGUGGGCUCAUCUCGUGUGGUUAUAUUCGAGGGGGGGCCUCAGCCCUGGCCCUCGGCCCCCUUCCAUUUCUAUAGUGACAUUGAGGUGCAUCCAAUAGGGAGUGUUACCGUGGAGGCACUGAGUCCGACCGAAUCAAGGACACCUCGACAUGCGUAUCGGGUCGUGUGCACCGCCGUGGGAAAACAGUGGUUGGUCUUCAGGUGUGGUAAUACUCCAGGUCCGUUCAACAAGAUUCCCGCAGUCGAGGAGAGCAGAGUUCAGGUGGCAUGUGGCAUUCCCGCUAGUCUCUCUCUCUCUCUUCUCUCGUCGACCACUUCCUCCCCAUCCUCACCUUCAUCCAUCCCUCUGUACUCCCAUCACUAUUCCUGCACUCAGCCUCAGUACCCCUGUGGACUGUUAUCUGUGUCCAGCACUAGGGAUGCUACAUUGCAGUUGUCUGUGUUUGACCAAAAGGGGGUGCAGUUUGAUAAUUUCACUUCCUGUUCAGUGAGGUGGACCUCCUCUGACCCUGGUCUCCUCUCACUGGGGCCCCAGUCCACAAUGACAGCGGCUGACAGACCAACUCAGACAGGCUACAAACUACAUGCCUGGCAGGUUCUCCAAUCCCACAGACAGACAGGAACCGUGACUGUCAAUGUCACUGUUACAUGUCCAGAGAUGGUGACAGCUCCAGCAUCUCAGUGUGUGAAUCUGCGUUUGGUAGAUGACGUACAGUGGGCCAGACACUCUGUCACUUUAUUCAACCAUCCAAAAGUCACAGUGAGCAAAUUCAUCCCUCUCCAUCAUAUUUCAUCUGGCCUGUUUUUUAUUGUAUUUUAAUGACUUCUUGGUCAAUCCAUUCAUCUCUGUAGGAAAAUCUGACCUUGAUCAAUGGUUCAGGUUACUUUCAUGUCCAUCUACAAGACAACCAAUUGGCCAGCAUUAACCACAUGACGAAAACAAAUAUAUUACAGGUGGGAG
Molecule: messenger RNA, 1261 nt
Organism: Ctenopharyngodon idella (grass carp)
Lineage: Eukaryota; Metazoa; Chordata; Actinopteri; Cypriniformes; Xenocyprididae
Product: nuclear pore membrane glycoprotein 210-like
Exons: 7
Coding region: 170-1120 (316 amino acids)
Cellular component (GO): nuclear pore
Source: RefSeq, a predicted model, not a curated record